Messenger RNA from Lichtheimia ornata, 1623 nucleotides. RefSeq lists its product as uncharacterized. Gene Ontology annotation, molecular function: cAMP-dependent protein kinase activity; ATP binding. NCBI's taxonomy places the organism in Eukaryota, Fungi, Mucoromycota, Mucoromycetes, Mucorales, Lichtheimiaceae. Bases 1 to 1623 code for a protein of 540 amino acids. The record is from RefSeq and is a predicted model, not a curated record. Gene Ontology annotation, cellular component: nucleus; cAMP-dependent protein kinase complex. Gene Ontology annotation, biological process: peptidyl-serine phosphorylation. The transcript is spliced from 7 exons.
AUGCUGGGCAGUGCAGGCCAAGAACAGCCUAGUAAAAAAAGAAAGGUGGGCCGUGUUUUAUCUUUUAUCUCUUUCUCUCUUCCAAUGACCUUCUUCAAUAAACUCAUUGACAAGGCAAAAUCUGCACAUCAGCAAAGUCAUUGCAACAGCAGCGAAUCCAACGCGAUACAUAGUUGCUCUUCUACUGUUCAACAACCAUCAACUCCUGCUCCAACUCCUACCAAGGAACUAUCCAAUACACUCGCGCAUACAAACAUUGUCAACCAUUCAAGCAGUGAUAUUAGUCAACAACAACAGCAGCAGCAACAGCAACAACAACAACAACAACAAUCCGUUAACGAUAGUAGCUCGACAUUGCCCUCGAAUGGAUUAACGACGCCACCAGCACAUCCCGAUAUGAAUCAAUCAUCAUCAUGCGAUGAAGAUACGAGAAUGAGUGUGGAUAAUGCAGAUCAAUUGAACGAGCGAGUAAAGAAGGAACCCGCCUCCUCUUCCGAAGAUGAUUCAUUACUACGAGUGAAGGCGAAACAAGCAAAAGAAGAACAACCCUCCAAAAGCGGUGAACAGCAGCAACAACAACAACAACGCUCGUCAUUACGAUCAGUUCCUUCUUAUGUCUCCAUGUACAAUGAUCGAUCCAUCAUUCAGCAACGACAAAAUCGACCCAAGCUUAAGCUAUCGGAUUUUCAUAUUCGGCGUACGCUUGGUACAGGAUCCUUUGGACGCGUUCACCUCGUUCAAUCUUGCGUCAAUGCUCGAUAUUAUGCCAUCAAAGUGCUUAAAAAGUCCGAAGUGGUUCGACUGAAACAAGUGGCCCACUCGAACAAUGAAAAGCAUAUCCUAGAAAUCGUGGCCCAUCCUUUCUUGGUCAACAUGUGGGGUACAUUUCAAGAUGAUAUCAAUCUAUACAUGGUCAUGGAUUAUGUGCCAGGUGGUGAACUCUUCUCGAUAUUACGUCGUUCUAAGCGCUUUCCGGAUCAUGUGGCCAAGUUUUAUGCAGCCGAGGUUCUAUUGGCGAUUGAAUACUUGCAUUCAAAGGAUGUCAUUUACCGCGACUUGAAGCCUGAAAAUUUAUUGCUUGAUUCUCAAGGUCAUAUCAAGAUCAUUGAUUUUGGAUUUGCAAAGCAUGUACCUGAUAUCACUUGGACAUUAUGCGGGACGCCAGACUACUUGGCACCAGAGAUUAUCCAAUCCAAAGGUUAUGGUAAAGCAGCUGACUGGUGGAGUCUCGGUGUAUUGAUAUUUGAGAUGCUAGCUGGAUAUCCACCGUUCUAUCAUGAAGACCAUCUCAAGCUAUACGAGAAGAUUUUGCAGGGCAAGCUUCGCUGGCCUCAACAUUUUGACCCUGUCGCCAAAGAUUUAUUGAAACGGCUACUGACGGCUGAUCUCUCGAAGCGAUUCGGUAAUCUAAAAGGAGGUGCGAAUGAUAUCAAACACCAUGAAUGGUUCGCCAAUGUGGAUUUCAAUCGAUUACUUGCUCGCCAAAUACGAGCGCCGUAUAUACCACACAUACGCGGUGAUGGAGAUGCCAGUCAUUUUGAUCGAUACCCUGAGAUCCAAGAACAAUACGGCAUGACCACAAACGCAGAAGACCCUUACCGCCACCUGUUUCCCGAUUUCUGA